AGUGUGUUACGAAAAGAGUGGGGCAACGAACGAGACAAAGGAGGUUGCGGCUGCGUUGAAUGUCUUGUCCUUCCCAGAGCUGAGUAGUAUUGCUGGCUGGCUAGUAUAGAUAGACUAGCUACCUUUUUCUUGUUUGGCAGAAUUGGUGCUAAGAACAUACGUUUGGGUGGAAAAAACAUUCAGGAUUUUAGCGGAGCGAAAUAGCUUUUCCAACGCAAAAGGGUCGUGGAGAGAACGCUAUAUACAUUUGGGCUUUGAGAAAAUCGGGCGGAUCUUUAGGUUAUAUUGCAUUUUCUUUUUUUGUGUCGGAGAUAAACAGAACAAAGGGAGUCUUGAGCAGGGAAUGAGCGAGCCGAGACGAGCCUCCACACCACCGCCUCAGAGACCAGGCCCGAUGCGUUUCUGAAACCAAAAAUAAACACUAUCCAGUUUCUCUCGGAAUCUUUUGUUAAACAAUCAGAGGACGAAAAAUUAAGCUUGCGGACAUCCAAAAAUGUUCCCACAGAAUCGACCACCGGCGCCUCUCCAGCCGCCUCCUGGGUCCUCGGCCUCAGCUGCGGCAGCAGCCGCAGCAGCGGCUGCGUCGGGCACGCCCCAGUCCCUGAAGCUCACCUACCCUGAGACCCUGGACCGCAUCAAGGAAGAGUUCCAGUUCCUGCAGACUCAGUAUCACAGCUUGAAGCUGGAGUGUGAGAAACUGGCCACGGAGAAGACGGAAAUCCAGAGACACUAUGUGAUGUACUAUGAGAUGUCAUACGGCCUUAACAUUGAAAUGCACAAACAGACCGAGAUCGCCAAGCGGCUGAAUGUGAUCUGUGCCCAGCUCAUCCCUUUCCUGUCACAGGAGCACCAGCAGCAGGUGGUCCAGGCAAUGGAGCGUGCCAAGCAGGUGACUAUGGGGGAGUUGAAUGCAUCGAUAGGGGUACGUGGACUCCCCCCUCUGCCUCCCACACAACAGCUGCAAGCCCAGCACCUAUCCCAGCAUGCAGCGCAGGGGCUGCCCAUGGGCCCACACCCCUCUGGACUGCAGCACCCUGGGCUGGCUUUAGGCGGGGGCUCGGGGUUACUGGCCCUCUCUGGAGCGCUGGGGGCCCAGCUGGCGGCUAAGGAUGAGAGGGCUCAUCUGGAGGCCGCAGCCGCCGCGGCUGCCGCUGCCGAGCACCACAGAGACCGCGAGGCGGGGCCGAGCUCGAUGUCUAACGGGGAUAAAGGUCGUCCGUCAGAUUACCUCAGUAAUGGGAAGAAGAGGAAAGCAGAUGAGAAGGAGUUCAUGACAGACUAUGGCAGUGAUGCUGACAAGAGUGAUGACAACUUGGUUGUGGAUGAGGACCCCUCCUCCCCCCGCAGUGUGCAGUCUUACUCCUCCAGAGAGAAUGGGCUGGACAAGAUCCCCGCCUCCCGCAAGGAGGCUCCGCCCCAGGCCAGCCCCACCUCCCUGGCCUCCUCCAGCAGCGCGGCCUCUCCAUCCCGCAACAAAGAGCCUCCUCAGAGUGAGAAGUCCAGCACACCCGUUCUGAAGCCAGGGACCCCCAUGCCCCCGGAGUCAUCCACACCAGGACCCAGCGCACCCCCCCAGUUCCGGCCGGUCCCGGGAAAGGCUGGCGUUGACCCCCUCGCUCUGGGCCUCAGAAACCCUCUGGCAGUGCAGGGUGCUUACCCACCUGGAUUUGGGCUGCCCCCUCCCGGAGUGAAUGGGGAGUUGGGCGGGGCAGCAGGGUAUGGUGCAGGUUUGCACCUCGUCUCCCCGCAGAUCAACGGGGCGGCAGCGGCCGCCGCAGCAGCCGGCUACGGGAGAUCCCCUGUGGUCGGGUAUGAGUCUCCCCACCCCCACAUGCGGGUCCCGGGACUUCCUGCAGCCUUGCAGUCUGCAGCAUCAGGAAAACCGGCCUACUCCUUUCAUGUGAGUGCAGACGGGCAGAUGCAGCCAGUGCCCUUCCCUCCCGAUGCCCUGCUGGGCCCGGGCAUCCCGCGCCACGCCCGGCAGAUCCACACUCUGAGCCACGGAGAAGUGGUGUGCGCCGUCACCAUCAGCACCUCCACGCGCCACGUCUAUACCGGCGGCAAGGGCUGUGUCAAGGUGUGGGACAUCAGCCAGCCUGGCAGCAAGAGCCCCAUGGCCCAGCUGGACUGCCUGAACAGAGAUAACUACAUCCGUUCAUGUAAGCUCCUCCCUGAUGGACGUACCCUGAUAGUCGGAGGAGAAGCCAGCACUCUGUCCAUAUGGGACCUGGCCACGCCCACUCCACGCAUCAAAGCAGAGCUGACAUCCUCUGCUCCCGCCUGCUACGCCCUCGCCAUCAGCCCAGACAACAAGGUCUGCUUCUCCUGCUGCAGCGACGGCAACAUCGUGGUCUGGGACCUUCACAACCAGACCUUGGUCAGGCAAUUCCAGGGCCAUACGGACGGGGCCAGCUGCAUCGACAUCUCCAACGACGGCACCAAGCUGUGGACAGGAGGGCUGGACAACACGGUUCGCUGCUGGGACCUGAGGGAGGGGCGGCAGCUGCAGCAGCAUGACUUCACCUCCCAGAUCUUCUCUCUGGGGUACUGUCCCACAGGAGAGUGGCUUGCAGUGGGAAUGGAGAGCAGCAAUGUGGAAGUGCUGCACGUCUCCAAACCUGACAAGUACCAGCUGCACCUCCAUGAGAGCUGUGUGCUCUCACUCAAGUUCGCUUACUGCGGGAAAUGGUUUGUGAGCACAGGGAAAGAUAACCUACUGAAUGCGUGGAGGACACCUUAUGGAUCCAGCAUAUUCCAGUCAAAGGAGUCAUCUUCAGUGCUCAGCUGUGACAUCUCCCCCGAUGACCAAUUCAUUGUCACAGGCUCAGGUGACAAGAAGGCCACUGUGUAUGAAGUCAUCUAUUGAGAGUGACAUGGGCGGGGCUCCCGCAGUGAGUCAGUGACUGGAGUGGGUGUGGCGUGGAGGCAGAGACAGAACGACACCUGGGUUUUGUUGUUUUCGUUACUUUUGUAAAGGAUGGAG
Megalops cyprinoides (Indo-Pacific tarpon) is the source of this 2983-nucleotide messenger RNA. RefSeq names its product TLE family member 2, transcriptional corepressor a (gene tle2a). Gene Ontology annotation, molecular function: transcription corepressor activity; protein binding. Gene Ontology annotation, cellular component: nucleus; transcription regulator complex. NCBI's taxonomy places the organism in Eukaryota, Metazoa, Chordata, Actinopteri, Elopiformes, Megalopidae. The transcript has 20 exons. The record is from RefSeq and is a predicted model, not a curated record. Gene Ontology annotation, biological process: regulation of DNA-templated transcription; negative regulation of canonical Wnt signaling pathway. Bases 494 to 2866 code for a protein of 790 amino acids.